GUGUGAGUGGAGUGUGUGCAGAAGUAAAUAAGUGUUUCUUCGUUCAACAGCUCUCUCUCUCUUCUUUCUCUUCUUCUUUCUCUUCUUCUUCGUCGUCUUUCGUAUCCACAUCUUCUUUCCAUCUCUGUCUUCUUCUACUACUUGUUCAGCCUAAGUUUACUCUUACUGUUGUUAUUGCUAAACCGUUAGAAUCAUUUAUCUAUGUCCUCAUUGAUGUACUCCUCUUCUUGCUCUCCUUCAUUCCUUGCAACUAUUUCUGACAGUUCAUCAAGAAGCAGCGUACCUGUAGUAAACCCUACAUUGGAAAGCCCUAAAAGAAAGAGAAUAUCUCAGCAGGAACAGCAGAGUAGAAGAAGAAGACAAAGACAAUCUGCGCAAAUCGAUGUCAUCCCCAAAGCAAAGAAAUCCAAAAAGAUUAUUCUUGGUCGACCUUGUCAUGGCAAACAUAAAAUGACUGUCGAUGAACUGAAGGCUUUAAGCAGACAAGUUCGUUUAUCUGAUAAUAACAACAAUAGCAGUACUGCCUAUCUUACUCCUCCACCAAGUACUGCGCAACAUAAACAAUCCUAUACCGCAGAAAGCAUUGUUCUACUAAGUCGAAAUUUGAAAGCAAAUCUUUUCCGUGCAAAAGCUAGAAUGAUGGAUACCUUGAAAAAUUCUGAUUUACCAAAAGAUAUCCAAAUCUAUAACAAUCUUUCAUUGAAUCAGCAGCAAUUUGACAACAAUAAAACAAUCGAAGUCGACAGAGCAGAUGCCUGUACUACGCCAACAACAACACAAACAUUUGCUACGACAUCUUCUCCUGAAUCUGGUGCAACUUCCACUACUAUGGCCACGACGAUGAACCAUAGCAGUCAUGAUGAACUCAAUGUUUCGGAUUUGGAAAGUGAAGAAGAAGAGGAAGAUGAUUAUAGUAGUGUUAGUACUACUCUUUCUUCUGUUCACCAAUUCCCUUACCAAUGCUUGCGUCUUGUUACAGAUGAAAGUGGUCAUGUCUCAGUUAGAAUAGCUGAUGGUGCACAUAAUACUGCUUCUCAUAGUACGGCUGCUGUACCUACUUCUUCUACUGCUGCUCCUUCCCAUGCUGCUCACAGAUCCUCUCCUGCUUCUUCUACAGCAUCGUCACUUCUUGAGCCUACGGAUGUUGCAAGUCAUUCUCAAGAGGCUGAUAACUUUGACAUCAUGGAUAUCAACAGUUUUAAUCAUGAUGCAAUGUUCAGCAAUUAUAUUGCUUCUGCCAUGAUACCAUUUUAUACCCCUAUGGCUGCAGCUAAUACCGCUCCUGAUGCUUCUCUCUGUAAUGCUACCUCUGAAGCGACUUACCCUAGUUUAAUGGAACAGUGCUAUCCAACAUUUUAUUGGCCCACUUUAUUCCACCAACAUCUUGCUGCUACUGCUGCCUCCGGUAAUAACGUUGAUAAUAAGAUUGAGGUCACAGAAGAACAGAUCAAUUCCUGGCUACAACGAGGUGGCUAUUCGGAUAUUACUCCAAUGACAAUGGCUACGGAUCAAGAAUUAGCAGAUUUGGUGGACUUUGAUCAUAUUUGAAGCCAAGAUGCAUCUUAUUCCAUUUGUUACAACUAAACAAAUAACAAACAAUUUACAUACGUUCUUCUUACGGACAAACACACAAACACACAAACACACACCGUUUUCUCCUGCUCCUUUCUUUAUUGCUUAGCUACACUCACUAUUCUCAUCUCUUGUACACAUUAUCUAUUUAUUUAAAAGGAAUCUCCCCCGCUCCUCUCAUUGAACACUUUAUUAAAAGAAAAGUUAUCAAAAA
Molecule: messenger RNA, 1786 nt
Organism: Mycotypha africana
Lineage: Eukaryota; Fungi; Mucoromycota; Mucoromycetes; Mucorales; Mycotyphaceae
Exons: 3
Coding region: 202-1548 (448 amino acids)
Source: RefSeq, a predicted model, not a curated record